UGCUGCCCACAAAGGCCAUGGAGGAGAGGUUGGAAGCCAAGUUCAGCAUUAGCGCCCGAUUUCUGUCACGAUACUGCCUGGGAAAACCUGCAAGGGAGCUGAGAAGUCUGCAGCUGUUCUACCUGUGUGCUUGCCUGUGUGCCUUGUGCUCCUCAGCAGAUGCAAACUGGAACAGAACUAAAUGUGAGCCGGGGAAGAUCCUGUUUGGUGGCCGUUUGAGAUCGUGGGGAGAUCACCAUUUACAGCUUCUGGAAGGAUUUCAUACUGUAUUAUCCUGUCAGAUUGCUUGCUGCCAGAGCCCCACCUGUGAUGCCUUUUGGUUCUUGGAAAAUAUGUGCAUCCAGGUGAACUGCACUAUGCCUGGCAUGUGUCAGGCAAACAGGACUGGCUUUUCUGACUCUGUUUUGGUGUUUUUAAAGAAAUCAAAAAGCACAGAGCACUCCUUAAAGUUUCAAACGAAAGGUGAUGUGAAGACCUGGUUUCACAAGUGGUUGGACUGGGGCAUCCCUGUCCAGGGGAAAAAAAGACUGCGGAGGUCAUUCCAGAAAUGGAGCUUGGCAGGUAACAGGGUGGAACUCCUGAAAAGGGAUAUAGCAGCAAGCCCCAGCAGUGAGGCUGCAGCCAGAGCAUCAGAUAGCAAAUCUAGAAGCAGCCGAAGUGAAGCAGAGCACUUGAAGGAUCACGUACUGAGGCGCUUAGUGGCAGACAGGCCUGUUCCUGAAGGCCAUCCAAAUCAAAAGAAAGACUCGCUGAAAGAUGGACAGAAUCCAAGAGAGCAGAAAACCAAAAGCCUGUUCCCUCCUAAAAGCAAUAAUGUGAAUAGAUCAAGUGAUGCAGACGAUGUUGGCUUGCUACAGACCCACACAGGAACAUCUGCACCAGAACCAUCAGUGUUGGCUACAUUCUCCAGUCCUGUAGCACAGGGCUUGACAGCCACAGGGAAGACCGAGAAGCCUGGGCAGCCAGAUGAUGCUUUGGUCCAUCCUCACUCCUCAGAUGUGUUGCCCACAGUCAGCCCCGUGCCGGGGAAAAGCACAACGAAGAUGCAGACAGCUACUUCUGUGCCAAGUGGUGUUCCCACAAAUGGCAGUGUUUCUACUAUCCAGACCAACACUGCUGCAUCACCAAGUACUACUGCCACCACACCAGUUAUGAAGGAGCUGGUAGUUUCCGCUGGAGACAGCGUCGAAGUGACCCUGCCAAAGAAUGAAGUUCAGCUGAAUGCGUUUGUGCUUCCUGAACCACCACUUCGAACCACUUAUUCCUAUGAGUGGGAAUUGAUUACUCAUCCAAAAGACUACGGUGGAGAAAUGGAAGGGAAGCACUCCCAGACCCUUAAGUUAUCUAAGCUUACUGUUGGUCUGUACGAAUUCAAAGUCAUUGUUGAUGGGGAAAACGCACAUGGAGAGGGUUACGUGAAUGUAACAGUGAAUCCAAAGCCUCGGGUGAAUCAGCAUCCUGUUGCCAUCGUGUCCCCACAGUUCCAGGAGAUUUCACUCCCAACCAUUUCAACUGUUAUUGAUGGCAGCCAAAGCACUGAUGAUGAUAAAAUUGUCAGCUAUCACUGGGAAGAACUGAAGGGUCCUUUGCGGGAGGAAAAAGUUUCUAGUGAUUCUGCCGUAUUGACGCUGACCAACCUGGUACCCGGGAAUUACACAUUCAGUCUAACAGUAGUGGACUCGGAUGGCGCCAGCAAUUCCACCACUGCAAACUUGACUGUGAACAAAGCAGUGGAUUAUCCUCCAGUGGCAAAUGCGGGCCCAAACCAAGUCAUCACCCUGCCUCAGAACUCCAUCACCCUCUACGGGAAUCAGAGCACCGAUGAUCACAGCAUUGUCAGCUAUGAGUGGCUGCUCAGCCCUAACAGCAAAGGGAAGGUGAUGGAGAUGCAGGGGGUAAGGACACCAGUCUUACAGCUCUCUGCAAUGCAAGAAGGUGAUUAUACUUACCAGCUAAUAGUGACCGAUUCUGCUGGGCACCAAUCCACUGCAGAGGUCACUGUGAUAGUCCAGCCAGAGAACAAUAAGCCCCCAAAGGCAGAUGCUGGUCCAGAUAAAGAAUUAACUCUUCCUGUGGACAGCACCACUCUAGAUGGCAGCAAGAGCUCAGAUGACCAGAAGAUAAUCUCCUUUCUUUGGGAAAAAACACGGGGCCCAGAUGGUGUCAAGCUGGAGAAUGCCAACAGCAGCAUUGCCACUGUAACAGGCCUUCAAGUUGGGACAUACGAGUUUACUCUGACAGUUAAAGAUGAGAGGAACCUGCAGAGCCAAAGCUCCGUCAACGUCAUUGUCAAAGAAGAGAUAAACAAGCCGCCAGUUGCAAAGAUUGCUGGUAAUGUUGUCAUCACCUUGCCCACAAAUACAGCUGAGUUGGAUGGAUCAAAGUCCUCUGAUGAUAAGGGAAUUGUCAGCUACUUGUGGACCCGGGACGAGGGGAGCCCUGCAGCUGGGGAAGUCUUAAAUAAUUCAGACCAUCAUCCUGUCCUUCUCCUGUCCAAUCUGGUAGAAGGGACCUACACAUUCCACCUCAGAGUAACAGAUGCUAAAGGAGAGAGUGAUGUGGAAAGGACCACAGUGGAAGUCAAACCUGAUCCUAGGAAAAAUAACCUUGUGGAGAUAAUUUUGGAUGUUAACGUCAGCCAGCUGACUGAGAGGCAGAAGGGUAUGUUCAUCCGACAAAUAGGCGUUCUGCUGGGCGUCCUCGACUCGGACAUUACUGUGCAGAAGAUCCAGCCAUACACCGAACAAAGCACGAAGAUGGUGUUUUUUGUACAGAACCAGCCACCCCAUCAGAUAUUCAAAGGACGAGAGGUAGCCUGGACGCUAAAAAACGAACUACGGAAACAACAGUCGGACUUCCUCAUCUUCCGGGCAUUAGAAAUUAACACAGUCACAUGUCAGCUGAACUGCUCUGAGCAUGGACGCUGUGACUCCUUCACCAAGCGUUGCGUCUGUGACCCCUUCUGGAUGGAGAACUUCGUCAGGGUGCAGAUGGGAGACGGCGAAAGCAACUGUGAGUGGAGUGUGCUGUAUGUGAUCAUUGCAUCUUUCGUCAUUGUGGUUGCCUUUGGAAUCUUACCCUGGAUGGUGAUCUGCUGCUGCAAGAGACGAAAAGGAAAAUCCAAAAGAAAAAGCAAAUACAAGAUUUUGGAUGCAACGGAUCAAGAAAGCCUGGAGUUAAAACCAAAUCCCAAAGCAGGUGGCAGACAGAAAGCCCAGGUCCUCAACACUAGCCUGAUGCACUCUGAGUCUGAACUGGACAGCGAUGAAGCCAUCUUCACGUGGCCCGACCGUGAAAAAGGGAAACUGCUCCGUAGCCAGAAUGGCUCCUUGCGCAAUGGACAAGUGAUGCUCAAACCCAAGAACCAGAGGGAGGAAAUCCUAUAGCUCCCCUCAGGCGGCCUUUUGCUGGAGCUCAGUGGGAAAGGCCGUCCCUGUCCUAGAAGGGCCUUUGGAGGCCAGUUUGAUUAGGACAAUGCUGCUAACUCGUUUCAUAGAAAAUAACUUUGGUUUUGUGGGUUUCUUUUCAUUCAGUUAAAACUGGUUGUACUUGAACUUGCAAUUCAAGGGAAAUCAAAGGGAGGAGAUGGCAACUGUGAACCCCAGGCGAAGCAUCAGGAAAGGACAGAGCUGGCAUCUGGAGAGCAGCAGGACAGAACCACUUGGAGCAACUGUGAAUGCGUAGGACCCUCCUAGCCCACCUCAGACUGCAGUGGAGGAAACACCCAUGGACUUCCAGCUCACUUGCCUCAGGAGCUCCUGGGAGAAGGAAGGUCAAGGCUGUGCUUUGAGCUGUGCUCUGAGCUCCCUUCAGGCUCCGGUAGCCUACCACAGGCUACUUUUGCUGUCGAACAGCUUGCUUCUCUUUUACUUCCAUCUUCCCUAAUGGUUUAAGCACUAUUUCAGUUUAGACUUGUCCUUUCACAUGCACUUAGCUGCUUUUGGAGUGUAGAGGAGGGGGAAUCUAAACACUACGGUCACAUUCCAUCAGCUUGCAGGUAGGAGAGGGUUUUGUAGCUGUUCUAAAUUACUGUCAGGCUCUUCUUACUGGGAGUGUUGAUGACAUGGUGCCUGUUCAGAUGUGAAAAGCUGACCUGUCUGCGGUAAUUGGCUGGGCUAGGAGACCCCCUCCUGCAGCAAGCUCUCCUGCUGGGUACCAGAGCCAGGAGGGAACACCCACCUUUGGUACCUCUGUCUAACGUCUGGCUUAAUUCCAAAGCUGUGAGAUGUUCAGUGGCCCCAGCACCUCCUGUUGGUCACCAAGCAGUCCGUGAGUCUGGACAUUAACCAUAUCUCAGUUAUGAAACGCUAUAUACUGUGGGUUUUUUCUUUUUUCCUUAAAAUUUGCACAACCUAGGCAAAUGGGGGGUGAUAUCUUCAGUCCCCGGCAGCUGGCUGCUCCCUCUGGCUGGCAGCUUAGUGACCUCAUGUUGUUAUGGCUGAAGAGCCCUGCGUGCUCCUAACGCAGUGCGAAGUACGCGCUUGGUGUCCUUUAGUUGGUGGAAAGGGGAACUCUCGGUACCCGAGGACAUCGCAUGGUGAGUGCCAGCAGCAAGUGGCCGUGUGUCUCUGCUGCCUGGGCUCUGGGAGGAAGGUGUGUGGUGGUCCUUUUCCAUACCCGCUCCUUUAUCUCACUGUGCUGCUUUCGUGAGUUGCACCCCAGUCCUCGGGCAGAAAUCGGCCUCUUGCUGGCAUGAAGGAUGCCACUGCUCCUCUGUGGAUGGGUGGGCAGUUUAUUGCCUUUCUUUGUGUUUAACUUAAAAACUGGAAACUUGUUUCAUUGGCUUUUUUUUUUUUUUUUUAGCUAUGAAAGCCAAAAGGCUUUAACUUCCUCGGUUGUAUUUAUAUUGCUGCACUACUGAUUUGUGUUGAGCUAGAUGAAGAUUAAACACUAUUGAAUGCGAGGGAAUGUUCCCUCGCUGAAUGUAGUCAUGGCUGCUGCUAAGUUUAUUUUUCUGGGCAAUCAGCUGUCUUCCUCAGGCACCAGCACUGGAGCCUGCUGCUCUCCCGAGUACCGAGGCAUUAGCCUCGUGCCCUCCCGACUCUGCCAGGCACGGGGCUUGCCUCUCGCUUGCCUGCGUCACGGCACAGGCCACCCUCCAGCUUGUCUGUCUCGUGCGCAGCUGGUGCUCCGAGCCAGGCUUCCCCUUCCCGGGCUGCUCCUGCACCCGCUCUCCCAACGGCUCCUUCCCUCCAAGCCCGCCUGGGACCACACACGGGGAUGGCCGACACCGGGAUGCUCCCCGUGGCGUGCCUCAAAGGGGCACAGCCCAGUGCUGGCUGCAGCCACUGUUGCGAGCUGUACGACAGCCAGACACUUAACUCUUGGGUAACGUCACCUUCUGAUGCGUUUCCCUUCAUUUGGAUGCAAGAUGAACAAACUACGAGGAAAAUGAGGUUUUGAAGCUGCAGGGAUUGAUCAGAUGUGGUCCUGGGACUGUGCCUGAAAGCGUUUUGUGCUGUUAGAGGAGAGCUGUUGGACUCUCGCCGAUUCUGGUCCUUGGGGCUUGUGCUUUUUGAGCCUCUUGCUCCUGCCCGUCCCAGGGAAGUCCUCCCUGCAGUGGAUCGGGGCUGGGUGCAGUGGCGGGGCGUUCGUUGGUGCAGAGGUCGGUACCCCUCACAGGAGAUGCAGAGCGUGCUUUCAAGCAAGCCUGGCUUCUUGUUACAGAAGAGGGAAGAAUUAAAAUCUGUGCAGCUGUUAUCGCCAACACCUUUGUUUAGCUGAGGUUAUUUUCUUCGUCCUUACAUUUCACCGUGGGGUAACAAACGUUUGGGUUGGGGUGCUUUAGUCAGCUGGCAGCACUGCCCGCUACGGCUAGAUUUUGCAGUGGGCUGUGGCGUUCCCUCCACGCUGAGCGGGUCAGUUAGGAUGGCUUCCUCGCUCGUUAGUCAUUUGUCAUCGCCGAGUGCGGGUUUGUGACAGAGCACAGCGCAAGCUCCCGUUAGACUUCUGUCUCCCAUUAGUAUUCCCUGGCUGUGCAGCCCUCUUCCUCGCUCCACGUGUUAACCCUCGGUGCCGCUGAGCCCUCACCUUUGCGGGGCUGCAAGAAACGGACACACAGCAACCGCACCCUGGCCUCGUGGGAGCACGAGGGCCUGUGAAGCUGUCGGAGGCGAGGAGACCCUCCCAGGCUGAAGGCAGUAACUUCUGGCCCAGCGUAGGAACUCCCUGACCCAGGGGACGGGGCGGACUGUCUGCUUUAGAGCGCCGUUAACGCAGACCUCUCCCAAGCUGUCUGCACGUAGAGCAAACGCGUUAUUUUGAAAUCCCUUGCCACCCUCUCCUCCUCUGCCGUGGCAUCACUAAUAUCGCUGCUGUUUUGUUACCCGAGCACCAUGAGCGGGGCUGACCUUGCUCGGGAAGGUCUCUGCAUUGCUAUGCAUUAUGAUUUCACAAUUAGAGACACUGGCUACGAGUUACCCAUGUGUGGAAGUUAAAAGCUGAGACAUCUGUUAGAUGAACCAUCAGCUUCACUUGAUUUUGUUUUCUUCUUUACCGUAUUCAAACACUGGUUAAGGCGUUUGAGGCAAAUGUUGCGAUCUAGUCAUAAAAUAGUUUGCUCUUAAAUCUUUUCUUCAUUCUUCUGUGUAGCAGGGGCUGCCCAACCUGUCUGAACUUUGGUUUAACAAUGUUUGUUGAUUGCAGUGUUACUUGGAUCAAGACUAAAAGUAAUUUUUUUUAAACAAGAUGUUUCUUGCAAAUAAACAGGGAAGAUGUUUUGCUGCU
This is a messenger RNA of Pygoscelis adeliae (Adelie penguin), 6726 nucleotides long. RefSeq names its product KIAA0319-like ortholog. Gene Ontology annotation, molecular function: protein binding. Gene Ontology annotation, cellular component: plasma membrane; cytoplasmic vesicle. The coding region runs from base 18 to 3386 and encodes 1122 amino acids. The record is from RefSeq and is a predicted model, not a curated record. Lineage: Eukaryota; Metazoa; Chordata; Aves; Sphenisciformes; Spheniscidae. The transcript is spliced from 20 exons.